Molecule: messenger RNA, 6186 nt
Organism: Amoebophrya sp. A25
Lineage: Eukaryota; Dinophyceae; Syndiniales; Amoebophryaceae
Source: the annotation of a GenBank genome assembly
AGUUUGCGACAGGCGAGGACAGGUCUUGCAAGUAAUUCGCUUCAGAGCGUGGUAUCUGAAUCUGUAGGCCUCUAUUAGUCGUUUUUUGGUUAGAAAUUAGGGUAAAAGUUGAGUUUAAGGAUAUGGAUAAGGCCAACGUCUCUGUUUAAGUUCAUUUGGCUGUCUUUUUUUAAGUGGAUCCCUCCCUAUCCUAUUCUAUCUUGUUAAUUAUCCUACCACAAUUAUAAUCGUGCGAUUUUUAGUUGUCUACUUAACUAGAAUCAACAUUAUUUAUUCCGGCUCUUAUCCUACUACAAAUACUUUUAUAAUUGUGUGAGUUGUAGUUGUCUAACUAGAAUCAAAAUGAUGUUGCGUGCGCAGGAGUUGUCUAAGGCUUUGCGGAGAGUUUGCGACGAGGGAGAAGAUUCCAGUCAGCUCCAGAACAUCUUGCUAGUCGAUGAUGAAGUUAAGGCUUCUUCCACAAAUGAUCUCCCAACAUUUUCCUAUUUUGAGAAGCAAGGCUUCUUCUUCCACAAGAAAUCAUUUCAAACAACAUUUUUUUAUUUUGAAAAGACAAGAAUGAUGGAAGAAACAACUAUUGGUGUAGUACGUACAGGUACAGGCACUACAGCUAGUUGUGCUGCAACCUCCGUUUAGAACUGGGGGAACUAUGUACUUAUAAAUAUAAUGGUGGUCCGUCCACGAUGCAUUUCAAGAGGGACAAAUAAAGUUAUGGAUUCAAAAGGGACUUAAGCUUAUAAUUGACGCUCUAAUGAAGGUUCAAUCCUCGGAGCAGCGCAUACGAAGGACGAGGGCGGAAGCCGGGACGAACAUCUGACAUACUCGUCAGCAGUCUUGGCUUCUAUAUUAUGGUUUGUUUUACCUAUUUAAUCAAACUAGCCUCCACAAGCUUCGCCCGGCUUCAAGUUACUUUAGCACUUUCCUGCGGCCUCCCACGGGCUACAGCCGCUAGAGUAGAGACAGCCCGCGGGUGAGCUGUUGCACCCUACGAAUUGACUACGACAAGAGCCGGGUGCCGGCGGUGGCCGACUCAGAUGCGUCGACUCAUGUGCAGGGGAUUGCGCUGCCUUCGGUUUUUUUUUGAGAUUGCCGGGGGGGUCAUGCAAAUUCUUAAGAAUUUGCAAGACCCCCACGGCAGUCCAACAAAAAAACCAGAAGAGAGCCACCAGACACGCACAAGAAUCCGCAAGCCCCAACGCACGCAAGCGCCUCGCGGUGGCGCCAGGCAAGAACGAGGGGCGACCUUGAUGGGCCAAACAAGACAAAGCAACGCAGGGCCGCGCUGCUUGGGUCUCUCUACGCGCUUACACCUGGCGGGGCUUCUUUGUUUCGUCAGAUGUCUCUCGUCAGAAACAGGCGGGCGCACUUCGCGGGGUCGUGCGGCGUCGCGCUUCGGGCUGUGGCUGAAGCCUCUCGGCUGGCUGACGUCUUUCACCAAGCUGGAGACUAAGGCCCUCCAUCAGGCUGAUGCCGUUCGUCAGCCCAACGCUCUGCGCCAGGCUGGCGGCGUUCGUCGGGCAGGCCGGCGCCCCUCGGCAGGCGUCUUGGGUCAGGCUGAGGCUUUUCGUCAGGGUCGGGCGACGUCUCUCGUCAGGCUGAAGCGCUUCGCCUGGCUGACAUUCCUCGCCGGGCCGAGACUCACGCCUUUGGUCAGGUUGAUGGCUUGCUUCAGCUCGGCGCCGUUCGUCAGGCUGAUGCACUCGCCAGCCAGGUGAGGCCUCUCGCCAGGCCGGCGCAAUGCUUCGCCAGGCGUCUGCCUUGCGUCGGAGGGAACAGGCUGAGCGGGGCCUUUCUUCGGGCUGCGGAUGUCUUUCCUUCGUAAGAUUGACCCCGUUCUUUCGUCGGACUGACGUGCUUCGCCAGAUUGACCGCGUUCGCCGGACUGACGUCCUUCGCGAAAGGUCUUCGCUAUCUUCAAGGGCCUCGCGCCACAGGGAGGCCUCGCGUCAGUUUUUCUGGCGGAGGUCGUUCGUCAGAUGUCUGCUGUCGCGGGUCUCACUCUUGUCGUGUCGGAGGUCUUGGGCCCAAAGGUCGUCUUUGGUCCACGCACAGGUCGCCGGUGGUCCACAGGUCGCCUGUGGCCCAAAGGUCGUCUUCGGUCCAAAGGUCGGCUUUGGUCCAGAGGUCGUCUGUGGUCCAGAGGUCGCUUUUGGUCCAGCGGCCGUCUUUGGUCCAAAGGUCGCCUUACUUUGGUCCAAAGGUCGCCCUACUUUGGUCCAAAGGUCGCCCUACUUUGGUCCAGAGGUCGAAGGGUCGCCUUACUUUGGUCCAAAAGUCGCCCUACUUUGGUCCAGAGGUCGGCGCACUUUGGUCCAAAGGUCGGCUUACUUUGGUCCAAAGGUCGGCUUACUUUGGUCCAAAGGUCGCCUUACUUUGGUCCAAAGGUCGCCUUACUUUGGUCCAAAGGUCGCCCUACUUUGGUCCAGAGGUCGCCGGGUCGCCUUACUUUGGUCCAAAAGUCGCCCUACUUUGGUCCAGAGGUCGGCGCACUUUGGUCCAAAGGUCGGCUUACUUUGGUCCAAAGGUCGGCUUACUUUGGUCCAAAGGUCGCCUUACUUUGGUCCAAAGGUCGCCUUACUUUGGUCCAAAGGUCGCCCUACUUUGGUCCAGAGGUCGCCGCACUUUGGUCCAGAGGUCGCCUGUGGUCCCGCGGUCGUCUUCGGUCCCAAGGUCGUCUUUGGUUUCAAGGUCGUCUUUGGUCCCAGUGUCGUCUUAAGUCCCAAGGUCUCCUGUGGUCCAGAGGUCGCCUGUGGUCCAAAGGUCGCCCCUGGGUCAAAGAUCGCCUUUGGGCCAAAGAUCGUCUUUGGGUCAAAGAUCGCCUGUGCUCCAAAGGUCGUCUUUGGUCCAAAGGUCGCCUUUAGUCCGAAGAUCGCCCUUGGUCCAACGGUCGCCCUUCGUCCAAAGCUCGUCUUUGGUCCAAAGAUCGGCUUUGGUCCAUGUGUCUUUGGUCCAAGGUCUUUGCCCUUUCGGUGGGCGGUCUUUCGUUGGCUGUCUCUCUUUGGACUUUUCUCCCCAGCUUGCGCCCCCACCCCCGUCGGCCAUUUUUCUGCCUUCUUUUCUGGUGGUCUGCCACGGGGCCGCAACGUAAAUCCCAACAAGGAAACGGCCGGAGGCUAUCGGGCUUGAGACUGAGGGGAAAGGGCAGGAGACUAUGGGCAAUAGCUUCGCGAAAGAAGCUGACUAAUCUCCGGUGGGUUAGGCGGGGAGUUUUAUGGCGGCGAUCAAUGGCGAGAUUAAUAAUAUAGAUUAAUAAUAUAGAUUAAUAAUAUAGAUUAAUAAUAUAGAUUAAUAAUAUAGAUUAAUAAUAUAGAUUAAUAAUAUAGAUUAAUAAUAUAGAUUAAUAAUAUAGAUUAAUAAUAUAGAUUAAUAAUAUAGAUUAAUAAUAUAGAUUAAUAAUAUAGAUUAAUAAUAUAGAUUAAUAAUAUAGAUUAAUAAUAUAGAUUAAUAAUAUAGAUUAAUAAUAUAGAUUAAUAAUAUAGAUUAAUAAUAUAGAUUAAUAAUAUAGAUUAAUAAUAUAGAUUAAUAAUAUAGAUUAAUAAUAUAGAUUAAUAAUAUAGAUUAAUAAUAUAGAUUAAUAAUAUAGAUUAAUAAUAUAGAUUAAUAAUAUAGAUUAAUAAUAUAGAUUAAUAAUAUAGAUUAAUAAUAUAGAUUAAUAAUAUAGAUUAAUAAUAUAGAUUAAUAAUAUAGAUUAAUAAUAUAGAUUAAUAAUAUAGAUUAAUAAUAUAGAUUAAUAAUAUAGAUUAAUAAUAUAGAUUAAUAAUAUAGAUUAAUAAUAUAGAUUAAUAAUAUAGAUUAAUAAUAUAGAUUAAUAAUAUAGAUUAAUAAUAUAGAUUAAUAAUAUAGAUUAAUAAUAUAGAUUAAUAAUAUAGAUUAAUAAUAUAGAUUAAUAAUAUAGAUUAAUAAUAUAGAUUAAUAAUAUAGAUUAAUAAUAUAGAUUAAUAAUAUAGAUUAAUAAUAUAGAUUAAUAAUAUAGAUUAAUAAUAUAGAUUAAUAAUAUAGAUUAAUAAUAUAGAUUAAUAAUAUAGAUUAAUAAUAUAGAUUAAUAAUAUAGAUUAAUAAUAUAGAUUAAUAAUAUAGAUUAAUAAUAUAGAUUAAUAAUAUAGAUUAAUAAUAUAGAUUAAUAAUAUAGAUUAAUAAUAUAGAUUAAUAAUAUAGAUUAAUAAUAUAGAUUAAUAAUAUAGAUUAAUAAUAUAGAUUAAUAAUAUAGAUUAAUAAUAUAGAUUAAUAAUAUAGAUUAAUAAUAUAGAUUAAUAAUAUAGAUUAAUAAUAUAGAUUAAUAAUAUAGAUUAAUAAUAUAGAUUAAUAAUAUAGAUUAAUAAUAUAGAUUAAUAAUAUAGAUUAAUAAUAUAGAUUAAUAAUAUAGAUUAAUAAUAUAGAUUAAUAAUAUAGAUUAAUAAUAUAGAUUAAUAAUAUAGAUUAAUAAUAUAGAUUAAUAAUAUAGAUUAAUAAUAUAGAUUAAUAAUAUAGAUUAAUAAUAUAGAUUAAUAAUAUAGAUUAAUAAUAUAGAUUAAUAAUAUAGAUUAAUAAUAUAGAUUAAUAAUAUAGAUUAAUAAUAUAGAUUAAUAAUAUAGAUUAAUAAUAUAGAUUAAUAAUAUAGAUUAAUAAUAUAGAUUAAUAAUAUAGAUUAAUAAUAUAGAUUAAUAAUAUAGAUUAAUAAUAUAGAUUAAUAAUAUAGAUUAAUAAUAUAGAUUAAUAAUAUAGAUUAAUAAUAUAGAUUAAUAAUAUAGAUUAAUAAUAUAGAUUAAUAAUAUAGAUUAAUAAUAUAGAUUAAUAAUAUAGAUUAAUAAUAUAGAUUAAUAAUAUAGAUUAAUAAUAUAGAUUAAUAAUAUAGAUUAAUAAUAUAGAUUAAUAAUAUAGAUUAAUAAUAUAGAUUAAUAAUAUAGAUUAAUAAUAUAGAUUAAUAAUAUAGAUUAAUAAUAUAGAUUAAUAAUAUAGAUUAAUAAUAUAGAUUAAUAAUAUAGAUUAAUAAUAUAGAUUAAUAAUAUAGAUUAAUAAUAUAGAUUAAUAAUAUAGAUUAAUAAUAUAGAUUAAUAAUAUAGAUUAAUAAUAUAGAUUAAUAAUAUAGAUUAAUAAUAUAGAUUAAUAAUAUAGAUUAAUAAUAUAGAUUAAGAAUAUAGAUUAAGAAUAUAGAUUAAGAAUAUAGAUUAAGAAUAUAGAUUAAGAAUAUAGAUUAAGAAUAUAGAUUAAGAAUAUAGAUUAAUAAUAUAGAUUAAUAAUAUAGAUUUUUUUUUUGUUAUGUUUUUUAUCUAUCAACUUAUAAGAAUUUUCCCCAUUUUAAUGAGGUGUGCUGCAAAUCUUGAUUGGCUUCUUCCCUUUUUUUUUUAUAGGGUCGAGGUUUAGGUCCAGCGGCGCUCAAAGCACUAAAUAAAACAACCGGCUCGUUUUUACCUCUAGCGUGUAGCCCUUCCAACAACCUAGUUAAUUAUUAUCUACAGUAAAGUACCCAGAUUAUCUACCAGCCUAUCAUCAACAUUGAGUUUGAUACAACUAGGUGGACCAUGAUUCGUAUUCAGUGCUCCUGUCGUGGCCCUCCCCUCGUCUGCCUCCCCACGACACCACCUUCAUCACGCUACAACGAGUAUCGAGCAGCAGAGAAGAGUAUUUCUACUCAAGGCAGCUUGCGUGUCCUCGUCUUUGAUACGGAGGAGGCGAAGGUCGCUGUCCGCGAAAUUUUCGACGAUGCUCCAGAAACGCGCGUCCUUCUCUGCGUCUGUUAAGGGUUCUUCCCAAAUUCGUACAUUCUUCACCAAAAUACUCCCUGACUGUGACGUCUCGACUUUUUCCAGUAAAAGAUAGUUCAGGUGGGAAGAUGUAUAAUUGAAGUAGAAUGCACCAAUGUGGGAACGACCUCUAAGUUUGGGGAAAGCCAGAUGCUGAUCCACGGGUUUUGCAGAAAUUAGUGGAAGUCCUCAAAGUAAACCUCCAAGCCCUGAAGCAAGUCUUCGAUUCAGGCAUCCCACCUAAGGAUGAAGCCUAGAACAUGAAAACAUGAACAACUAUACCCUAAAUUCUUCAGAGCGUCAAUUCUUCUGAGCGUAAGCAUGAAUUAUAGUACCCUAACUCAGUGGUCACGUACAUUCUACUCCCGCGCAGUUCCACUUCAGUAUCUGAGGAGCUCUGAGAAUCAGAGCUUGUUGUAGUCAAGAACAUUAUACAUUUAUAAUCGUGCCGAGGAAUGCAGUCAUC